AUGUACCCAAACCCACACUCUUUAACGCGUACAAUACUUCCCAUCUUCUUACAACAACACCACCACCACCUGUCCACUCUCACAAAAACCACCAACAUGGACACGGCCAUUCCCUCUAGUCCCCCCAAGAAGCUGCUUCCUGCCUUCCCAGCAAUGGGCAAGUUUGUGGCUGGAGAAACCACAGGAAUCACUCACGUCUACAGAGACGAAAGUGACGAUGUUCUUGUGCCCGGAAUCAUGUCUUCUUCGCCUGUGAAACGGAGUCAUGCAACCGCCUUUGGCAAGGACACAAACACUAACAGAAGCAGUCCUGUUUCUCAUGACACGAACAGUCCCCCUCCUUCGUCUCCUUGUCCUAGACAUUACAGUGAAGAUGACAUUGGGGACGUGACCAUGACUUCCAUCAACUCUGACGUGUCUAACGAUGUCUCUGGAGCGGAAGCGGUGGCCGCCGACACCGUCGACAAACUCCAUCUCCAAUCAAUGCUUUCUAGAGAGCCCCGAACAGCUCUUACUUCCCUCCCUAUUGUCAACCUCACCCGACCCUCCCCCAACCGAAUCAACUCUCUCAUCAUGGACAAACGGGUCAACCAAAACAAAGACCUGCUGUCCAAGCCGACCACCCAGGAAUUACUCGCUAUCAUGGGCGAGUACUACCCCCCUGUGGCCAUUGGACGGUCCUCUCUGCAGUCUCAGGUUGUGCUUAGCAAGAGCAACCGACAGAUUUCCAGACGCCAUGUGACCACCUGGUACGACCUCGAGCGUCACGUAAUUGCCAUUUCGUGUUCGGGCUGGAACGGGUGCCGAGUUAUGAGCAGUGGCAGGGUAUUCAGAACCACUGAGAAUGUCACUCUCCUUGAAGAAGCCAAACUCAAGUAUGGAGAUAUUUUCGAGCCCUCCACUGAGACAAAAGAUGGUCAGGAGAACGCCCCUUGUUCUUCUUCCUCGUUUGGCACCUUCUUGUUCAAGAACGACAGAAUGGAAGUUGACGCUUCCGAAAUCCUGGUUGAUGUUCGAGGAGAGCGGUUUAUGAUUCGGUUGUCUGAUGAAGGCGAGGAAGUCGCUGAUGAAGAUGCCGAAAUGACCACCGACGAGACCGACGAUGAGGAGCUGGUGCCGUUGACCAGUGUUUCCGACAACAAGCUCAACACCAUGAAGACUGAUCUCAACACCAAGAAUACUGACACUCAUUUCAGCAAGAAGCAGAAGGUGGUUGAGGAGCCCAUCAAGGCCACAACUGGCUUUCCUGCCGUUGAUAAGGAGAACCAGACUCAGACUCCUGCUGUCUCUACCCCUGCGACUGUCACUUCUACCCCUACCACAGUCUCUUCUACCCCCUCCUCGGCCAAACGCUCUGCCAAGGCUUCCAACAAACCCGUGCUCAAAACUGUUAAGGUGAUGAAGCCCGUUGCUCGACAGAACGUGGUUCGACAGGUCACUCGGCCUGCUGGACGACUUGAGAAGCCGAAAAUGCUGGAGCAGAAGCAUGCCGAGAAGGUCGCCAUUGAUAAGACCGUCAAGCCUGUUGCUGACAAGCCUAUUGAGAAUGCCCCUGAGAAGAUCGAGACCAAGGCUGAGCCUAAGGCUGUCAAGAAGCCUUCGGAAAAGUCUGCCGAGUCUUCCGAGCCUGUUGAGCCCAUUCAGAAGCCCACCGAGCCUAUCAAGCCUGUUAUUCCGUCCGCUGUCAUGGCUUCUCAUGCUCGAGAAACAACACCCGUGCCCCAGGUGACCAUGGCCGCAUCUAAGUCUACACCCAAGUCGACUCCCAAGGCUGUUGCUGCCACUCCCAAGAGUGUUUCCACUCCCAAGACGGCGACUUCUACCCCCAAGCGAAAGAAGAGCCCCUCUCCGGAGAUCCCCCUGUCGCCUUCCAAGAUCGAUCUCAAGGCGAUCCGAAACCUCGUGUGCAACCACCUGGCCUUCUCGCGUCUGUCAUGCACACCCCUACAGACAGUAAUGGCAGUCUCGCCGAAGAUCUCCAUGGUGCCGAAGUCGCAGCUGCAGCAGAUUCUGCGCGACAUCGACUGCAUCGGCAUUAUCCACCGGGAGGGCAAAGACGCAUCAGGCAAGCCGCUCGAGGAGGAGUACUACUACGUGCCCGAACGAGACUCGGAUAAGGACCGGGUCAAACUGGUCAACGAGACCAAGGGCGGCGCUGGCGUGCGGUCUUGCAGAAAGGUCCACAAACAGUACUACUGGAAGAAGCCUACCUUGUAA
Messenger RNA from Yarrowia lipolytica CLIB122, 2217 nucleotides. RefSeq lists its product as uncharacterized. NCBI's taxonomy places the organism in Eukaryota, Fungi, Ascomycota, Dipodascomycetes, Dipodascales. Gene Ontology annotation, molecular function: protein binding. The record is from RefSeq and is a predicted model, not a curated record.